AUGUUGGCUGUAACAGGACCAGUUGGAAGUGGAAAGUCCUCUCUGUUGAUGGCAAUUCUUGGAGAGCUACCUGCUAUCAGCGGAACAGUGAAAUUAAAUGGAAGAGUCGCUUACGUUCCACAAAUUCCUUGGGUUUUCUCAGGCACCAUCAGAGACAACAUUUUAUUUGGAAGACCUCUUGACGUUAGUAGUUACUAUAAAACUCUUGAUGUUUGCUGUAUGCAACCAGAUGUAGAAAACUUCCCUAAAGGAGAUUUGACCGAGAUAGGACACCGUGGUGUAAGUCUCAGUGGUGGUCAGCGUGUACGUGUAAGUUUAGCUCGUGCACUGUACUCGGCUGCUGAUGUCUAUUUGCUGGAUGAUCCCCUCAGUGCAGUGGAUGCCAAAGUUGGAAAGCAUCUCUUUAAUAACUGCAUUUGUAGAUUUCUCUCAAAGCGGACUCGUGUUUUUGUGACUCAUCAGCUUGACUUCCUAACUCACAGACCUGACGUUAUAGUGCUGAACAAUGGGGUCAAAGUUGGGUAAGGACAAUGCUUCCAGGAUGAAGAGUCCAAAACUCUUAAGUUUGCCUCUCAAACCGAAAGUGCUGAGGGGACAUGCCAAUCCUCCCCGCAUCGAAGCCCUCAGCUUCCUUAUGAUGAAGACCUCGGGGAUCAAGAUUUAAAAGAAGAGGAAGAGGACCGCAAUACUGGUUCCAUUACUUGGAAGAUAUAUUGGAGCUACAUCAGGACAGCUCUCGGAGUUCCUUUCGUGCUUUGCCUUUCUGUUGCUGUUCUUAGCAUGAAAGGUAUGAGAACAACAUUCCUUUUGAACGACAGCAACCUGAUAUUUUCUGCUAUUGUAACUCACAAGGUCCAUUUUAAUUACUUGUGUGGGUAACCUUUUGGUUUCAUCUUGGUUAAGACCACUCAGGAUUUAUAUGGUAUACCAAUAAUAUCGCUCAAUCAGAUGUGUAUUUGUGAAUUCAAGUUUUUGUUUUCUGCGUGAAAAAGGCACUAAAGAUACAUAUCAAAAACAAGAAUCUCCAAUUUUUCUUUGGACUGCGGUUAUAUUAACUUCUUCGGGUGAUAAAUAUAUAUGUUUUAGCUCAUAUACCUGGGAUGCAAAUCCAGGCUGAUCUGGAAGUGAUUUUCGCAGGGGAAAGAUAUCUGUGUAUCAUUAAUUGAAAUCUUGGCACCAUUUUUCAAUGAUAUGAUUUCAGUAUUUAUACUAGUUAAGAUUAUUACUUACUAUGUUCAUUUUUUUUAGGGUUACUGGUUGCUUCUUAUUGGUGGGCUUCUCAGGUUGCAGAAAUGAGUCAGGAGCGACAGAGAUCCUCUGCGACAUUGGGAAUAUACGGCGCUAUUGUUGGAUCAUCAUUUUUAGGCAACAUAGCCGUCUCACUACUUUUUUGUUUCAUUCUCCUCAAAGCUUCUGAAAUAUUGCACAACAAAAUGGUCUUGGCUGUCCUCAGGGCACCAGUGCUGUAUUUUGACAAGACCCCAGUUGGACGCAUUUUAAAUCGUUUCUCAAAAGACAUCGGUAACAUGGACGACGUUUUGCCUACUCACUUCCUCCUGGCUGUCGAAGUUUCUUUAUUUUCCUUCAGCACCAUUCUUCUUCCUGCUGCAGCCAACGCUUGGCUUAUUUUAGUUGCGACUCCUGUUGUCGCAAUUGUGUUAUAUUAUGGACGAUAUUAUAUGAGGUCAUCUCGUGAAAUCAAAAGAUUGGAGGCUAUCACUUGCAGCCCUGUAUAUUCGCACAUUUCAGAGACCAUCGCUGGACUUGAAAUAAUUCGCUCAUCUCAAAUGGAGCAGCGUUUCUUGAAAAGUCUCUUCAAGUAAGUUUGAAUCUAAAACCAAAGAUAAAUUCUUUGGAAAGCAUUAGAAAGUGAUGAAAGAAAUGAAAAAGCAAGUUAAAUAUCUGCACUUAUUUGGGAAAAUUAAGAGUUUGAAAUAUUUUGAAAUUGAUAAUGAUAUCUUUUUAUAACACACUUUCGAUCUGAACCGCUACGUUUUUACUGCCUACUACAACUCGUUUCUUUAUGAUACAUGUCACCUUAUAACGCUUUAUGCUCAGAUUUGACUCCCUGUUAUUCAACAGUUGUGAAGAUAAAGACUAUCUUUAUUAAGUCGAAAAGUCGCCAUUCACAACUGUAGUGACUACAUCGUGAGACAAACGAUGAAACUUCGUAACAAGUAUAAUUGCCACCUUCAAUGCCAACAGCCUUUAUUUAUCUUGGUUCAUACAACUAGGGCUGUUAAUUCUGUACACGCGAAAUUAAGUUUUUGCUUCAUGGAGGCGUUGCUAAAUAAUUAGCAUCGAAUGGCCCAAGUUACCUCGGGAGAGAGUUCAUUUGUGAUACGCGUACUUAAUAAAAAGAAUUACUAAAGUAAGUUUAUCCGUUUCAAAUGAUAGAUGAAAUGCUAAAUUAAAAGGACACCAGAAAGAAAAGGGCAGGUUACAUUGCGUUACUGGAUUUCUUUGACACGUUUUCCUAUUGUCCUAUCCCAAAAUCUCACGAAUUUUGUUAGCGUACAUGUCUAAGCAUUUAACUGAAUUAUUUUCAUCUUUUAAGAUACCAGGAUGAAAACACAUCAGCUUUAUUCAUGGUAAUAACAAGCUCACAGUGGCUUACUGUACGCAUGACACUUGCAUGCAGUCUAAUGAUAGCCGCAGCAGCAAUUGGCGCAAUUCUUGUCACUCAAAGCCCAGGUAAUGUUGCAUCAAUUUUUCAGAGCUUCUUAGGUCCUAGAGUUAAAGUAACUGGUAGCUUUUGUUUGUGUUGGAAAUAAUUACUGAGUUCUUGCUCUGUGGUUGGCGCACAAGCGGUGUAAUCAAGAGAUAGAUGGGCUGACAAAGACUGAUAGAUAUACGCGACUUGAAGGUAAAAGCAUGCACGGGCAAGUAGCCUGAAAGAAAAAUGAACAAAUAGCAGUGAGAUUAACAGCCACACUUUGAAGGACUUGGCGGACCUAAACACAGACACAUUAAAAUAUGAACUGACAGAAAUACAAACAGACAGACAGUAACAGCCAAAUAAACAGAUGGAAAGAUCUAAUUGAACCAACAGGCACAGAGAUUGAUAGGUAGAAAACCUGUUACGUAGACCGACGCGCAGACGAGGAAUAGAGGGAGAGAACUAUGGCAAGAAAGCGCUUCGCCCCUAAAGAAUUUCUGGCUAUAUCAUAUUCAUUAAUGAAACGAUACUUUAGCUUUGGCAGGCAUGUCCCUUUCUUUCUUGCUUGAAUCAUUGGAUGAGGUCCAGUAUGGUAUCAAAGUAAGUUCUGACGUUGAGAACUACAUGACUUCAGUUGAGAGAGUAAUGUGGUACACCACUUUAGAAGCUGAGCCAGGAUAUAGCACAAGAACCUGUCUUCCUUCGUCCUGGCCGCAGCGGGGUGACAUAACCAUCAGCAAGAUGUCAUUAAGGUACACUAAAGGUGGUCCUCAGGUGUUGAAAGACAUCAGUUUCUCUGUUGCUGACAAGGAAAAGAUAGGUAUUGCAGGCAGAACUGGAGCUGGCAAGUCAUCCAUUAUCGCUGCACUUUUGCGCAUGCCUGAACCAGAAGGAAAGGUUAGAAUACGGUACUUCAUGCAACAUAUCCAAGGAUUUUUGUGACAUGAUAAACGAACCUACUUUGCAACGUUCUGGACUAGUUUUGUGAAAACGCACGUGGGAAACUGCCAUUACCUAACACAUUGCUGUAAAACCCAGUAAGCUGUGAAUAUCUGAAAUAUUUAUGUACUGUAGUUGUGACGAGAGUAACGAUAGGAUCCGCUGUGAGAAAACUAAACCUGAAAAACUAAUAUUAAUUUUAUUUUGGUGUUGUGUCCUGAUCUUACAAUGAAAAUUGCCACAAUGGUUUAGGUAGUCGAUAGAAUUUUGAGUAAAAGGGAGGGUUCAAUCCACUUCAACAACUGGUCAUUUUCUGAGGAGACUUUCAAAAGUAAGAAUUGCUAACUGGGUUGACUGAAGUGGAAUCUGUUAUAUAACCCUAAACCUAACCCUAUGUUAAGCAACAAAUUGUGUGGGUGAAACAUGAAACAUCAAGGUAUGAGACUUUUGAAAGUUUGAAACCGCAUUACAUAAUAAACAUUCCUUACAUGAUUUGAUAAUAUUAAUUACGAUAUAAUUUACUUUCUAUUUGCUCGUCACAGAUUUUAAUUGACGGUGUCAAUAUUGGAACUCUUAACCUUCAGACGGCGCGGCGUUCCAUGGCUGUUAUUGCGCAGGACCCAGUUCUCUUUGGAGGUAGCUUGAGGAGAAACCUUGACCCAUUUUCAAAGCAUACAGAUCUAGAUCUUUGGACUGCUCUUGAAGAAGUGCAGUUAAAAGCCAUGGUGGAAAAGCUUCCUGAUCAGCUUGACUACCAGGUAAAGGAAGCAGGGUCCAACUUUAGUGUUGGUGGGAGGCAGCUAGUCUGUUUGGCUCGUGCGUUGGUUCAGAAGUGCAAGAUCAUCGUCAUGGAUGAGGCUACUGCCAAUGUAGAUUUCAAGACAGACAACCUGAUUCAGCAAGUCAUUCGUCACAAGUUUAAAGACUCCACAGUACUGACAAUUGCUCAUCGCCUGAACACGAUUAUGGACUAUGACAAGGUGCUGAUUCUUGAUGGCGGACGAGUAAUGGAAUUUAACAAACCUGAAAUUUUGAUGCAGAAUGGUGGAAUGUUCGCUGAACUGGUGAAGAAUACCAAUGAGGGGAAAUGUAAGCCAAAGGAAUAAAGAGUAAAAGCCCAAAUCAUGGAAAAUACAUUGACGAAAGAUUAAAAGUUGUUUUCAAAUCUCAUCGCUGAGGACACAAAUGCCUUUCAGCAGCUAAAUCGCGGCCGAUUUUUUUUUAUUCUUAGCUUCUUUGCAUAGAUAUAGACUGGUGAUUGAAAAACAAAACAACUGUGCAGGUCUUGGCUGAGGGACACAGGAAUUGUUGUCGUCAUCCUUAUUACACGCGCACCAGUAGCCGCCUCAAUUGUUCUUUUAUCGAUAGUAUGGAAUUAAUCAUGAUUGAUUUUGUACGAAAUGAAAAUAAAAUGCGAUUCUUCUCCC
Molecule: messenger RNA, 5025 nt
Organism: Pocillopora meandrina
Lineage: Eukaryota; Metazoa; Cnidaria; Anthozoa; Scleractinia; Pocilloporidae
Source: the annotation of a GenBank genome assembly